Messenger RNA from Oppiella nova, 393 nucleotides. NCBI's taxonomy places the organism in Eukaryota, Metazoa, Arthropoda, Arachnida, Sarcoptiformes, Oppiidae. The record is from the annotation of a GenBank genome assembly.
CAAUUGGGAACAAUGCUUAUUGUCAACCAAUUGGUCGAUAAUAUUCUAGAGGGCACUUAUUAUGACUAUUUAGAGCUUUACAUACAAUUUGGUUAUGUGUUUCUGUUUCUGUCAAUCUUCCCAAUGGCGCCAAUCAUUGCAUUUUGCAAUAAUUGUGUCGAAAUUCGUUCCGAUUCUCUAAAACUGUGUUUCGGACACAAGAGACCACAUCAGAGAUCAGCUAAAAGUAUAAGCGGCUCGUGGAUGAAAGCAUUUGAAGUAAUGGGUAUCAUAUCUGUGAUGACAAACUGUGCGCUUCUAACAUAUCAUAUUAGGACUGAUUCUGGUAAUAUCAUAUGUAGUGCCAGAUAUGCCCAAACCGGUGAGCGUGGCUCUAAUGAAACAAAAGUAUGA